UCGGGAAACCCAUUGGGUUAUCGACAAAGUAGGAUGAUUGAACUACGAAAUCAGAUCUGGAUGGAGUUUCUUUGUUGUUUUGCCCAAAAGACAAAACAAGAAGUUGGGGAGCUGGAGAAUUUGAUAUUAUAUUGGUCACUCACGGUACACUAAGUUCUGAGAAAGGAAUAAGAGGCUCCCAAGUGGAUAAGAUGGAGUAGUGGUGAGUCAUCUUGGACGAGGCACAUGAGUGCAAAUGGGUAGUCAUAGGGUCAACAAUCGAUUCUCGAUCUUGCAACUUAAUGUACCUUGAUGUAUUUUUUGAGAUUGGUGCUGUUUUCUACUAAGAGCAUCUGGGAAACCACACCUUGAAAAAUGGAACAAAAAGGACUCUUACGA
Messenger RNA from Rubroshorea leprosula, 378 nucleotides. The record is from the annotation of a GenBank genome assembly. Lineage: Eukaryota; Viridiplantae; Streptophyta; Magnoliopsida; Malvales; Dipterocarpaceae.